AUGGCCAAGCCGCAAGAUGAUGUCGUUAGGGCGCUGCAGGAUUACACAACAUGCGACGUCUCGGAUGCCCUCUGCAAGUUGAAAUACCGCAACGGCGGCUUUCUCUCCGGCCUAACCAUGUGGUCGCCGCAGCGGCAGGACGGCCCUACCAAGAUUGCCGGUCCCGUCUACACGGUCAAAUACGUGCCCCUCGAUGACCCAGCACCAAAACAUCCAACGCAUUACAUCGAUUCCGUGCCCAACGGCGCAGUCGUCUUCGUCUCCUGCCCCCGGAAGACACCGAACGCUGUCUACGGCGGCCUCAUGUCGGCGAGGGCACAGUUCAGCGGCGCCGUAGGGUCCGUCAUCGACGGUCGCUUUCGGGAUCUGCAGGAGCAGCGGGAAUUGGGAUACCCGGUCUAUGCCCGCGACGUGGGUACGGCCCCUCCGGCGGAACUGCUCAAGGUGGCGGCUGUCAACGUGCCUGUGCAGCUCCAGACAGAUGAGCAAGACAUGGUGAUCCGGCCUGGCGACUACAUCGUUGCCGACCUGAAUGGCGUUGUGGUCUUGCCCGUCGAGUUGGCGGAGCAGGCCCUUCCGCUGAUGAAGAAGCAGGUCGAGGCGGACGAGAGGAUGGCCGUCGAGAUUAGGAAGGGCAUGAGCUUCAGCGAGGCCAGUCAGAAGUUCAGGUGA
This is a messenger RNA of Anthostomella pinea, 672 nucleotides long. The record is from the annotation of a GenBank genome assembly. Lineage: Eukaryota; Fungi; Ascomycota; Sordariomycetes; Xylariales; Xylariaceae.